GAGGGGAAGGAAGAGGAGGAGGGGAGGAGGAGAGGAGGAGAGAAAAGAGAAGAUGCAGAAAGUCGGAAUGGUGAAAAAGGAGGAGAAGACGGAGAAGAUGGGAGGGGAAGUAUGCAAGCAGACCGGGGGGAGGGGAUUAACAAGGGGAAGGGAAGGAGAAGGAGCCGGAAAACAGGAACCGAAGAAGGUGAGCAAACUGAGAAGAGGAGAGAAAGGAAAGGAGGAGAAAAAAAUGCGGAAGGAAAACAUGGAGGACAAGGAGGAGGAGAUCGAUAAGGACGUGGGAAGGAGAAGGGGAGGAGAAAGGAAGGAGAAGGGAAGGAGAACGGAGGGAGAAGGGAGGGAGAAGGGAGGAGUAAGGAAAAGGCAACAACCGAUAGUGGAGAAGAAGGACGCGACCGCAAGUGCGGAGGAGAGGAGAAAGAGCAUUCCAUGGUUCCGCAAGUUCGAGCUCACGCUGCAGCUCCACAAUGUCAAAGAACACAAGCACCACGUAUACUUGUACUCUCGCUCAGGGGCCGCGUGCCAGGCUUGGUUGGACAACCUCUUGUCCAAGUACAGAGUGGUAGCUAACGACUUGCACACCAAGAUCAGUUGGGAUGAUCUAAAGGCGGCGUGGCACAAGCGGUUCCAAGUUGAGCCGCCUGAGAUCAAGGCUAUGGACAAGCUUAUGGUCUUCGAGCAAGGCACGCUGCCAAGUACCGACUGGAUUGUCGAGUACCGACGCUUGACGUCAGUCCCAGGCAUCCAGAUGGGCUUCAAAGCCAUCCGCCACUACUUCAUCUCAAGGUCCUGUCCGACAUUAAGUAAUGCCCUGAUGCACGUCGAGGACAUCUUGACGACAACGACAGAACUAUUUGACAAGGCCGCGCAGAUCAUCAUUACGAACAAGGAGGCGAAGAAUCUGCGUUCGUCUGUGGCAGGCCCGAGCAGGGACCAGCACCGGCCAAGAGUGGCCGUGGUUGCGGCAGCAACGCCGUUUGACCAAACCAGCGAGGCUUUCGCCGACAUCUUCGAGUCACCUACCGGUGUGGUGCCGGAUCGGCCGAUCUCUCACGAGAUCAUUCUUGAGGCCGGUGCCGUGCCGCCGAAAGGUUGCAUCUAUCGGAUGAGUGAGGAGGAGCCUGAGGUCCUCCGCGCACAACUCGACGAUUUGUUGGCCAAGGGUUGGAUCCGCCCUAACAGCUCCCCAUAUGGAGCACCAGUUCUCUUCGUCCGGAAGAAGAACAAGGAUCUACGAUUAUGUAUCGACUGCCGCAAGCUCAACGCGCAAACCGUCAAGAAUGCAGGGCCUCUCCCUCGCAUCGACGAUCUUCUUGAGCGACUGGGCGGCGCAAAGUAUUUUUCUAAGUUGGAUUUGAAAUCGGGAUAUCAUCAAAUCUCGAUCCGGUCGAACGAUCGCUACAAGUCCGCGUUCAAGACGCGGUACGGGCAUUUUGAGUGGGUGGUCAUGCCUUUUAGCCUCACCAACGCCUCGACGACCUUUCAAGCGGCAAUGACCAACGAGUUCCAUGCAAUGUUGGACCGGUUCGUGCUGGUCUACUUGGACGAUAUCCUCGUCUAUAGCCGAUCAUUGGAGGAUCAUCUUGGGCAUCUUCGACGAGUGUUGGAGACGCUCCCCCGCGCCAAGUACAAGGCCAACCGCGACAAGUGCGAAUUUGUUCGACAAGAGCUGGAAUACUUGGGCCAUUUUGUCACACCGGAGGGCAUCAGUCCGUAUUUCAGCAAGAAAGUGCCUGUCGUGCAUUCCAUCGACGAUGCGCGCAAGAAGGAGCUCCUCACCUUCGUCCACGCGCUCAAGCAGUGGCGGCACUUGCUCCUUGGUCGAAGCCAAUUUCGAUGGGUAACGGACAACAAUCCGUUGGUCUUUUACAAGACCCAAGACACCGUCAACAGCACCAUCGCUCGAUGGAUGGCUUUCAUCGACCAGUUCGACUUCUUUCCCGAUCACAUUCCCGGGAAGUCAAACCAUUUUGCGGAUGCUCUUUCACGGCGUCCGGAUCUUUGUACCGCGGUCUACUCAACCUUCGAGAUCGACGAUGACCUGCGGAACAGCUUCAUCCGCGGCUACCAAGCCGACCCCGAGUUUCGCGACAAGUACGUUAAUUGCUCCUCUCCUAAUCCGGCGCCUUCUCACUACCGGAUCCAAGAGGGGUACUUGCUUAUCCACACGCGGGGGAAGGACCUUCUUUGCGUACCGAGUGAUCCUCACUUCCGUACACGGCUUCUUGGCGAGUUCCACGAUGCUCCCCCCACCGGACACUUUGGAGUCAAUCGCACGAUUGGCCGACUUCGCCAACGAUUUUGGUGGCGCGACCUUCUUGGCGACGUCACGCGCUAUUGCGAGUCAUGCGAGGUUUGUCGACGCUGCGAAUCCCGCAACCAUCGUCCGUACGGCGAGUUACGACCAUUACCGGUCCCGUUAAGGCGAAGGGAAGCGAUUGCCAUGGACAUUACCGACCCGUUCCCCAAGCACAAGAUCGGAGUGGAUGGGAUUCUCACGGCACCGGAGUUGGCCGAGGUUCUGUACGUCGGUUGGAUUCGAACCAAGGGUUACCCCAAGGAGAUCGUCUGCGACCGCGACACCCGGUUCAUGUCCGAUUUUUGGUUGGCGCUCAUCAAGCGAUGCGGCUCAUCUCUCAAGCCCAAUUCAGCUCGCCACCCUCAGACCGAUGGCCAAACGGAGAGGGCGCACCAGACCGCACAGGUUCUCCUUCGCACUCUCAUUCGUCCUGACCAGAAGGACUGGGAUGAGCGGCUGCCGGAUGUCGAGUUGGCCUACAACUCCUCUAUCCACCCGGCUAUCGGGAUGUCGCCCUUUGAGUUCGAGCUCGGUUCGCCGGUCACUUCACCGUUGGACACUAUUACUCCACGGACGACCGAGAGCGACGACCAUCUUCUUUUCUUGCGUCGGAUGCAAGAGCUUCUUGUCAAGGCACGCGAUCAGAUGGCUAAGACGCAGCAACGCAUGAGCCAGCAGGCCAAUCACCAGCGUCUUCCUUGCCCAUUCCGCGUAGGGGAUCUCGUUUGGGUUGCCGCAGCGGAAUUCAGCCUUGAACAAGACAUCUCUCGCAAGCUCCUCCCGAAAUGGAUGGGGCAUUGGCCGAUCGUAGCACCCGCUGGGGACGCACCCGAGGGACCUUCCUUCACGAUUCAGGUGCCCGGCCAUCUGCCCGUCUACCCAGUCUUUCAUUGCUCCAAGUUGGCUCUUUACACGCCAGCGGAACAUGACGAUUUUCCCGGGAGACGUUCGCAAGACCCACCUUCCAUUGACGGUUUUCAGGAGGUCGGCGACAUCAUCUCUCAUGUGCACCAAGCGAAGUGGCAGAGCGCAAUGGCGCAAAUCCCCAGCCUUGACAAUGCUGCAAUUAAUUUGAACUCAAUCAGGGAUCAUGCGCGCAAGGAGCUAAUUGAUGCACUUGACACGAUGCGUGGGAAAAAGUUGCUUGUAUUGGAUCCGCGGUUGAGUGGUCCGUUGUCACUCAUUGCCCUCAUGUCAUUGCUUAAGGAGCAUGGAGUGGAAAACCUGUACCAUCUAUCAGACAAUCCGGUCACAGCAGAUUGUGAAAACAUUCUUUACUUAGUGAGACCUCGUAUUCGCUCUAUGAGGAUGGUAGCUGCUCAAGUUCGGCACGACUCAAAGGAGAAAAUUAGGCGACAGUACUCUGUCUUCUUCAUGCCCCGAAGAACUAUUGUCUGUGAUAAGGUUCUAGAAGAAGAGGGAGUUUUUGGAGAUGUCACAAUAAAUGAGUACACUCUAGAUCUCAUUCCAUUUGAUGAAGAUGUGCUUUCGCUUGAACUUGAACUGGCAUACAAGGAAUGCCUGGUGGAUGGUGAUCGCAGUUCACUGUACUAUGUGGCAAGAGCCUUGGCGAAGCUACAGUCGGUCUUUGGACUGAUUCCCCACGUGAAGGGGAAGGGGAAGACAGCGAAGAUGGUUUAUGACAUGAUGAUGAGGAUGCGCAGGGAGCAACUUGGGGCAGUGCCACCGGCUGGAUGGUCUGAAAUCGAUACAUUAGUCUUGUUUGACAGGCAGGUCGCGAGCGGAGUCCCAGCUAUGGCGCCAGGUAAGUCCGCCGUCCGCAGGCUGUUGAUGAAGCUCAUGCUUAUGCCCUUCAGCAUACCCGCAUGCAUUCGCGCUGCAAAGCCUUGAAUAUGUUCAUUUGCGGGCCUCGCUCUGGCCAAUGGACAACCAAUUCAAGACCAGACAACCUUUCCGUUUCUCAGAUUCUCCAACAUCUUUGCUUUGUUGUAGAAAACACUUUUCUGUACACUAGAGAUGGUACUCUUCGAAAGCAAAUCAUUGGUAUUCCAAUAGAACAAAUGCUGGCCCAGAAA
Chara braunii is the source of this 4338-nucleotide messenger RNA. NCBI's taxonomy places the organism in Eukaryota, Viridiplantae, Streptophyta, Charophyceae, Charales, Characeae. The record is from the annotation of a GenBank genome assembly.